ACGGUUCGAAUUUGGAUUGAGAUUCGGGUUCGCAGACAAAUUGGCAGCUACUUCAAAUGUUACCUGAACUUAUUGUCAAUGUUAUAAUAUGUUGAGGUCGGUUAUAGUCAAGUAAAGGCUGUGAAGUGCCGGAUAUAUCGCCGGUUACGUUGCCGGGUACGGUUUCGAUUAAGGCUCGGAAUUUGUCUCCAAGUGACAACCUCGAUGACUGAAUAUCGUUUAUAUGUUGCGUGUUAAGUUGCUUUUUUUUCUGUCGGUCGUGACAUCGAAUUAUAAUAAUUAGCAUAAAGGGAGACAUUGCCAGGUAAACGACGAAUCGGUAUCCAAAUUCUAGCAAGUGGAAAUUUUGAAAAAAAAAAAUAAGAAUAUAAACAAAGCGCUCAAAUUGAACAGAACUGAAACGAGAAAUUCCAACACAACAUGACACCGACCCCACAGCCAGCAUCGAUCGAUGUUGCCAAUCAAAGUGCCGCAACAAUAACUCAUUCGCUUGGCGCCCAACGAGAUCCCCUGGCCAUUGUAAUACCCGUAACGGUUGUCUAUUGUCUCAUCUUUCUCACCGGCGUGGUGGGCAACAUAAGCACCUGCAUUGUGAUCAAAAAGAAUCGUUCGAUGCACACGGCCACCAAUUAUUAUCUCUUCUCGCUGGCCAUAUCGGAUUUCAUACUCUUGCUGUCGGGCGUGCCUCAGGAGAUGUACUUUAUCUGGUCCAAGUAUCCGUAUGUCUUUGGGGAAUUCUUUUGCAUCGGUCGCGGUCUGUUGGCCGAAACGUCAGCCAAUGCCACAGUGUUGACCAUAACGGCAUUUACGGUCGAGCGUUACAUGGCCAUUUGUCAUCCAUUUUUGGGCCAGGCCAUGAGCAAACUGAGUCGCGCCAUACGCAUCAUAAUCCUCAUCUGGCUGCUAUCCGUGCUUACGGCUGUGCCACAGGCAGCCCAAUUCGGCAUUCAUCACUAUACGGGUGUGAAGAAGUGUGUUGUGGUGCGGGUUAUAGUUCAGCACUCCUUUGAGCUGUCCACAUUCAUCUUCUUCUUUGCACCCAUGUCCAUAAUCCUGGUGCUUUACCUAUGCAUCGGAUUGCAUCUGUAUCGCUCAAAUGUGAUUGGAGGCGGAGGAGCGGCAGUUGAUGGCAGCCAGCGAAGACCGCAGACCAUGAAGACAGUCCAGAGCGAUACCAUACUCUAUCGCUAUGCCGGCACAGGCUCCAUUUCGGGGCCACAGCUCAGCUCGGUGCGGGGACGUCUCAAUCAUUAUGGCACGCGACGAGUGCUAAGGAUGCUGGUCGCCGUUGUCAUCUGUUUCUUUUUGUGCUGGGCACCAUUCCAUGCACAGCGUCUGAUUGCCAUUUAUGCGCCCGACCAUGGCGCCCAGUUGCACGAUCAGCAUGAGCUUCUCUACACGGUGAUGACCUACAUCUCUGGAGUGCUCUAUUAUCUCUCCACCUGCAUUAAUCCUUUGCUGUACAAUCUCAUGAGCAACAAGUUUCGCGAGGCCUUUAAGGCUGUGCUGUUUGGCAAAAAGUAUUUGAAAGGAUCACUGAACUCACGACAUCAGCUAGAGUCUCGUCGAUUGCAUCGCACUACAACACUAAACUCAUCAACGCAAACACAACGCGAUUCGAACGAAUCGAAGCAGACAAUUAUGGAGACUACUCUCAGUGAACGGGUGCCGCAAGCCAAGUCGCAACUUGUUUCGUAAAUUGCAAUUGCAGUUUGCAAUUUGCAAUGCAUAAUGCAACUAAUUAUAGUCAUUUCAGUUGUCUUCUUCUACUUAUAUCAAUAUUUAUCAAUUGCCGCAAAUCUGUCGUAUUUGUGCAAUUUUUAUUUUUGCUGAAUAGUGUUAAUUUAUUAUAAUCUAUCCAUUGUUUAUAAAUUAACCCCAUUGUUUAGCAUUUAGUUUUAUAUUGUUGUUGUUGACAAAUAUUGUUAUUUUGCUACUGCUACCAAAGCAUUUAGUACAAGUUCUUAUUUCGAUUAUUUAUGUCUGAGGCGAUGCAAUCAAGCAUUUAAUAUUUAUAAUUCUAUAUUGAUCACCUAAUGCUUAUAAUUUUUCCUUUUUAAUUGAGUUGUUUAA
Messenger RNA from Drosophila innubila, 2073 nucleotides. RefSeq names its product pyrokinin-1 receptor (gene PK1-R). Gene Ontology annotation, biological process: neuropeptide signaling pathway. The transcript is spliced from 4 exons. The record is from RefSeq and is a predicted model, not a curated record. Gene Ontology annotation, cellular component: plasma membrane. Gene Ontology annotation, molecular function: neuromedin U receptor activity. Lineage: Eukaryota; Metazoa; Arthropoda; Insecta; Diptera; Drosophilidae. The coding region runs from base 421 to 1698 and encodes 425 amino acids.